Dentiscutata erythropus is the source of this 1677-nucleotide messenger RNA. The record is from the annotation of a GenBank genome assembly. NCBI's taxonomy places the organism in Eukaryota, Fungi, Glomeromycota, Glomeromycetes, Diversisporales, Gigasporaceae.
AUGUUUGUGCCUCGAACGAUAAAAAGACCUUCCUCAACUCCUGUCAAAACAAAUAAGAAAGUUAAAAAUAACAGCGAAGAGGUUGAAGAUCCUAUUAAGGAAUGCUCUUGUCAACAACGAGAAGCAUCGACUGGAGAACCAGUUUGUGUCGUUUGCGGAAAAUAUGGCGAAUAUAUUUGUGACGAAACGGAUCAUGAUGUCUGCAGCAUAGAGUGUAAGAAAAUAGAUAUAGAACGAACAAAGAAGAUAACAAAUAAUACUCCUGAGCCUUUACCAAAAGUUAUUCAGCCGGUUCCCAAAUAUUCACAUAAUAUCGCAGACACCACAUUUGUUUCAGGGGAUUUAUCACAAACGCUCUUACAAGUUUCCUCAGAUCUUUUUCAUGCACAAUUAACGACUUACUUACCACAUCCAGAAAUUAAAGUUUUAUCAAGUUUUCAAGUGCAAUCGAUUUUAUUGAAAAAUCAAAUUAUUGUACAGGGAAAAAAUAUUCCACGUCCUAUUACUAAAUUUGAACAUUGUAAAUUACCUCCAAAGAUGACCGAUAACUUGCAACAAGUCGGAUACCUACAACCAACAGAAAUUCAAAUGCAAGUAAUUCCAACAGUUUUAGUUGGACGUGAUAUAUUGGCAAGUGCUCAAACUGGAUCUGGAAAGACCGCAGCCUUCUUAAUACCAAUAAUCAUACAUACUUGGACAAUAUCACAAUUUCGUGAGGGAAAAGGUGGACCUUAUGCUAUAAUAAUGGCGCCAACUAGAGAAUUAUGUUCACAAAUCGAAGAACUAGCAAAAAAGAUGAUCAUAGGUUUACAAAACAUGAAAACAGCACUUAUAGUUGGUGGUAUGCCUAUAUCUAAUCAAAUUCACCGGUUGAAAAAAGGUGUACAAAUUGUGAUUGCUACACCUGGACGGCUCCUCGACAUAAUGAAUCAAUAUGAAGAAUUAAUAAUGACUAAUAUUCAUAUGUUUGUUAUCGACGAAGUGGAUAUGAUGUUUAAAAUGGGAUUUGAAAAUCAGGUUAAUGAAAUAAUAGAUAAAAUGACUUCACCAUCAAAAGGACGUCUGCAGAUUCUUAUGUUUUCAGCAACGAUCCCUGAUAAUAUUGAGAAACAAGCAAAUCUGUUACUUCAUGAUCAUAUAAAGAUUAUAGUUGGAGAACUAAAACAAACAAUUUUGUGGGUAGAAAACAAGUCUAAAAAAAAACAAUUAUUUUCAAUUCUAAAUGAUCCAAAAUAUUAUCGACCACCUAUAAUUGUAUUUGUCGAAUCUAAAAUGGGCGCAGAUUUAUUAUCACAAGCAAUUGAAAAAAAAUGUGGCGCACGGACUGUAAGUAUGCAUAGUGACAAAUCUCAAAAGGAACGAACGCAAAUUCUCCAAUCAUUUCUAAAUGGAGAGUACGAAAUUAUCGUUUCCACUGGUGUAUUAAGCAGAGGACUAGAUUUAUCCAUAGUAAAUAUGGUUGUAAAUUUUGAUAUGGCAAUUUCUAUUGAUGAAUAUGUUCAUCAAUGUGGUCGUGCUAGUGGUGGCACUCAUGGAUGGGCUGUUACUUUCAUUAAUGAGGAUCAUAAACAUCUUUUUAAAGAAUUUGUUUCAAUGUUGAAAAUGCAACCUUCCGGUAGAGUGACACCUUUACCGUCAAAAUUACUUAAUCAUGGAUUUACUUUGUAUGGAAAAUAA